Aethina tumida (small hive beetle) is the source of this 687-nucleotide messenger RNA. RefSeq lists its product as uncharacterized. NCBI's taxonomy places the organism in Eukaryota, Metazoa, Arthropoda, Insecta, Coleoptera, Nitidulidae. The record is from RefSeq and is a predicted model, not a curated record. The transcript is spliced from 2 exons. Bases 90 to 554 code for a protein of 154 amino acids.
ACUAGGAUGUCACAUAUUCGGCAUUGCCGUCGUACAUAAAAAUCAAUUUUGUAGUUAAAAUUCUUUAAAUAAAAAACAAAUUUCCAAAAAUGCCUUACAUCUCGAAAUUCACCAAUUACGAUGCUACCAAGUCUACGAGUCAAAAAAUCGAAUACGACAAGCCGAACAAGAAGAUCCGCAAUCGGAAAAUGAAAACCGACACUGACAUGCAGACCGACAAAGAAAUAACCGGGGUCAAACCACGAAAAUCGAAUUACGCCAAGGAGAUCGUGCAGAACGAACCGAAAAAGGUGAAGCAACUAAAAAUGACAACUAGCCUACCGGAUUCGCAGACCAAGGAGAAGUCGAAGGAGAAGAGGCGCAGGAACUUGCACAGCAGUUCCGAUCGUCUUUUCGCCUUGUCGCUGCCGAAACGAGUGACCAUCAUGCAAAAUUAUCAGUACUAUCAGCACUUGCUGCCACCGAAAUGCAUCAACAAAUUCAAGGAGAUGAUGAACACCUACAGCGGCAACAAUCUGCCCAUUUGCCCCGCCGAGUACGGAACGUUGGAAUGAUUGGAAAAAUUGUUUUAGGCCUUUUUGCGUUUUUGUUUUCACAUCAUGUAGACUGUAAAUGUUCUCUGUCAAUGAUGACUCUUCAUAAUAAUUUUUUCUGUGUGUGUUAAAUAAAAUUUGGGUUUUCUAUAUA